Molecule: messenger RNA, 1888 nt
Organism: Protopterus annectens (West African lungfish)
Lineage: Eukaryota; Metazoa; Chordata; Ceratodontiformes; Protopteridae
Gene: CEBPB
Product: CCAAT enhancer binding protein beta
Exons: 1
Coding region: 182-1111 (309 amino acids)
Biological process (GO): regulation of cell differentiation; regulation of transcription by RNA polymerase II; DNA-templated transcription
Molecular function (GO): DNA-binding transcription factor activity, RNA polymerase II-specific; RNA polymerase II cis-regulatory region sequence-specific DNA binding
Source: RefSeq, a predicted model, not a curated record
ACUCGUGCCACUGUUCUGAGUGACUUUGGAGGCUUAAGUUCCUUUUCGUAUAAAGUUUUGGCUAGACGCAGGAGAUACUUAUUUGGGAAUUGUUAGUAAGCUAGCAAACAACUUACUGAAACCUUUUAGCAGACAUUUGCCUGCAGAAUAUUGUGUAAAAAAGUCUGUCACCACCUUUUUGAUGAAACGCAUGCAAAGUCGGGAUCCAGCAUGUGGCACUAUUCAACACGCUUGUAAUUCCAUGGACCUAACAAACUUCUACGAGGGGGACAACUACCCGUACGAUAAAGACUGUUUUCGGAUAAAGCCAGACUACAGGGGACAUUCGAUGACAGAUCUGGCCAUUGGGGAUAACGAGAGAGCUAUUGACUUUAGUCCAUAUUUAAACCCGUUGGUGCCGCAUCAUCAGCAGCCAGCGCCAGGGGGCAACUUUGAGUCACCGGGCAACGAUUUUCUCGCAGAUCUGUUUGAAGACGAUCGUAAAGACAGAAGAGCAUUCCAGGACUACCCGAGUUAUCACUUACUAGCACGGCAGCACGUCUUAUCUUCUGGAAGUUCGGGUAGCAGUCGGUCCGGCAACGUAAACAGCUUACCGGCACACGUUAUAGAAACUAAAACAGAGCCAGUGUUCGAGCAGCUGGACAGCUAUAAGGCAGUAAAACGAGAAGAAGCCCGCAAGGGCGAGAGCGUGAUGACGAGCCAUUCCACCUUCGGCAGCCCUAGACUUUUCCAGCCAUACCAGUCAAUUACUGGUGGCAGCAAUGGCAACUUGUCAACGUCGUCCUCCAGUCCCCCCAGUACACCAACCCCUUCGGAGUGUAGCAAAGAGGAGUCCCCUGGCGCCUCUAAGUCCACUAAGAACAAGAAGUCGGUAGACAAACACAGUGAUGAGUACAGGAUUCGGCGAGAACGCAAUAAUAUCGCGGUGAGGAAGAGCCGUGACAAGGCCAAGCUGCGCAACAUAGAGACGCAGCACAAAGUUCUGGAACUGACAGCUGAGAACGAGAGAUUGCAAAAGAAGGUCGAACAGCUCACCCGUGAACUGUCGACACUCAGGAACUUAUUUAAACAAAUACCCGAACCUUUAUUGGCGGCUUCAGCCCACUGCUAAUAGACAGCAAUAGACGAUCUGUGCGAGACAGACAACAACGGCUGCUCGAGCUGCUCCUCUUGUGGCUUUCCCGCCGGCACGGGCUACUUCGGCGGGGCCCAUAGCAGCUCAGUCAUACGGAGGCGCUUUAAGGGGCGAGACCCGUCAUCACAUCAUGGGUCACAAGCAGCCAGCUGCACCUGGACCUACAUGGACGCUUGGACUAUGGUUUAAUGCCAUUUACUGUUCAUUAUUUUUUUAAACAAUGGAGUAAAUAUAUUCUUUGAAUACUAGUGUUAUUUAAGAAAAAAAACGUGUUGGAAUAUUGAAAACAUGGCUGAAAACGAUAAUGAUACAACAUGAUGCAAUCUCUUGUAACUUGUGUCAGUCAUGGCAGGUGUAAUCUUUUAAAGAUACAAAUAUGUCAUUUUAUAUUAUAAAGUAUUUCUAUAAGAAAGCAUUUGUAUAUUUUGGGAAUCUGCCUUUUGCUGAAAAAAAUUCAAAGCAUUUAAAAAGAAAUUAUGAAAAUGAUUGUACGUACGUAUUUAUGGUAGAAUGUUACUGUUUCAUCUUAUUGCAAUAUUAAUUGUCCAGAAAUCGUUUGCACUUGUGAUGGUUAAGCAAUACUCGAGCUGAGCUGUGGUCUGUGACUUAUGACUCAGCAGAAAGACAUCUGGCCUGGAAGUUAAUGAUGUAGGGCGCGUUCCUUUCAUUCAUUCAUCAGGUCCGAGUCUCAUUUGUGCACUUGUUGAUUUUUUUUCAUAGUUUGUUAUAAUAAAUGUGAAAAUUUGCUACUUA